Trichoplusia ni (cabbage looper) is the source of this 585-nucleotide messenger RNA. RefSeq names its product lisH domain-containing protein FOPNL-like. The record is from RefSeq and is a predicted model, not a curated record. Bases 63 to 485 code for a protein of 140 amino acids. Gene Ontology annotation, biological process: cilium assembly; microtubule anchoring. Lineage: Eukaryota; Metazoa; Arthropoda; Insecta; Lepidoptera; Noctuidae. Gene Ontology annotation, cellular component: centrosome; motile cilium; ciliary basal body. The transcript is spliced from 3 exons. Gene Ontology annotation, molecular function: protein binding.
AUAACGUCAUUUUGACAUUUAACAUUGUCACGUUUUAAAGAAAACAUUUUGUACAAAAUAAAAUGAACGAAAAACCAAUUUCAGAGAAAGAAUUGUUGGUUGCAAUCAAGGAUUUGCUUAAGAAAAAUGGAUAUUUAAGCAAAAUAAAUGCUGAGCAGGUGCGAGCUCAAGUGACGGAACUCCUCCAAGACCGGCAGACGGCUGGAGCCAUUUCAACGCCACCAGCUCCUACUGAAGACGUGCUCCUGGUCAACGAGCUGGUGAGGGAGUACCUCGAGUGGAACGGAUACUUGUAUACCGCGUCAGUGAUGAUGUCUGAAGCUGCUAUGCCGAAGGAAAAGAGAUCCAGGCCAGAUUUGUGUGCAGAAGUGGGAGUAAGGGAUGACGAGAAAUCAUCAGCUCUACCUCUGCUCUCCAACAUAGUAGCGGCUUAUACGGAAAGGAUUAAGAGGAAGAUCAAUAAAAGCAAAAAAGAUGUUUGUUAAUAAAUCAUAAUAAAUGAACUGAUCGAGUCUGAAGUGUUUGUUUUAGGGUUGGAAAUGUUUGCUGAAAAUUCUUGAAAAAUUAUAUGCUUGAAAAAUUAUA